Messenger RNA from Caenorhabditis elegans, 16030 nucleotides. RefSeq names its product Ryanodine receptor (gene unc-68). Gene Ontology annotation, cellular component: sarcoplasmic reticulum membrane; membrane. The record is from RefSeq and is marked reviewed. The coding region runs from base 90 to 15695 and encodes 5201 amino acids. Gene Ontology annotation, molecular function: calcium ion binding; monoatomic ion channel activity; ryanodine-sensitive calcium-release channel activity. NCBI's taxonomy places the organism in Eukaryota, Metazoa, Nematoda, Chromadorea, Rhabditida, Rhabditidae. The transcript has 49 exons. Gene Ontology annotation, biological process: calcium ion transmembrane transport; calcium-mediated signaling; calcium ion transport.
AUGCAAAACCAGUGAAAAACGGAACGAACUGAGUGAGCAGAUAUAAGAACGAAACCGACCGAACAUUAUCAGAUCGACGAUCGACAACGAUGGCCGACAAGGAGGAGCAGGGAGGAGGCGAACAGGAUGAUGUCUCUUUUCUCCGAACGGGAGACAUCGUCUGCCUCUCCUGCGUUGCCUCACACAAUAGAGAUGGAGUUCUCGGGUCAGAAAGAGUUUGUUUGUGCACCGAAGGCUUUGGAAACCGGAUGUGCACACUGGAAAACGUGUCGGACAAGGACAUCCCGCCAGAUAUUGCAAUGUGCAUGCUUUACAUCGAUAACGCACUGUCGAUGAGAGCAUUACAGGAAAUGAUGUCAGCGGAUAGUGAUCAUAAGUCUGCAUCCGGCGCUGGUGGUCACAAAACACUGUUAUACGGACACGCGGUACAGCUGAAGCAUGUUCAGAGUGAAAUGUACCUCGCUUGUCUAUCAUCAUGCUCUUCAAAUGACAAACUUGCUUUUGAUGUAGGAGUUCAAGAAACUAAUGAAGGAGAAGCAUGUUGGUGGACAAUUCAUCCAGCAUCCAAACAAAGAUCAGAAGGAGAAAAGGUGCGCGUCGGUGAUGACGUCAUUUUGGUCUCAGUUGCAACAGAAAGAUAUUUGCACAUGGCCUACAGUAAAGGCUACAUGGUGAUUGCCUCAUUUCACCAAACACUAUGGAAUAUCCAGUCAGUCAGUUCUGGAAGCAUGAGAACAAGGAAUAUGGGUUUCCUCUUCGGAAAUGACGUACUGAGGUUGUUCCACGGAAAUGAUGAGUGCUUGACAAUUCCAGAAAACUGGAGUGAGCAUCCACAACACAACAUGGUAAUCUACGAAGGAGGCGCUGCAGUGACACAAGCCAGGUCACUAUGGCGAGUAGAAUUGAUUCGAAUGAAAUGGCAUGGUGCACUUGUCGGAUGGGAGCAAGUGUUUCGAAUCAAGCAUAUCACUUCAGGACGAUAUCUUGGAGUACUGGACAAUUCUGUGCAAUUGUACCAUAAAGAGAAAGCGGAUUUCGAUCUUACUGCAUUUGUGAUGUGUCAGAAUAAAGAUCCAAAGAAGCAGAUGCUGGAUGAGAAAGAGGAAGAAGGAAUGGGAAAUGCUACAAUCAGAUAUGGAGAGACAAAUGCUUUUAUUCAACACGUGAAAACUCAGCUCUGGUUGUCCUAUCAAACAACUGAAGUUACAAAGAAAGGACUUGGAAAGGUGGAAGAGAAGAAAGCAGUUGCUCUGAAAGAUGGUCACAUGGAUGACUGUUACACUUUCUUUAUGGCUUUAGAAGAAGAAUCCAAAUCAGCUAGAGUCAUUAGGAAAUGUUCAUCGGUUCUCAAUAAAUUCUUGAAAGGAAUCGAUGCAUUGCAACUUGAAGGAAACCAAUCAACGGAUUGGACAAGAGUCGAUCUCAAUGAAGUUUUAAAAUUGAUGGAAGAUCUCAUUGAAUACUUUGCACAACCAAAUGAUGAGCAAGACUUUGAGGAGAAACAGAAUCACUUGAGAGCUCUUCGUAGUCGGCAAGAUCUUUUCCAAGAAGAAGGAGUUCUUAAUAUGAUUCUUGACACUAUCGACAAAUUCUCUCAAAUGGAGGCGCUUCCUGAUUUCGCUGGAUUAAUCGGAGAAGAGACUCAUGUGAAAUGGGAGCAGAUCUCUACUUAUCUGUAUCUUUUGGUAGCUGCUAUGAUUAAGGGAAAUCAUUAUAAUUGUGCCCAAUUUGCCUCAGCUCAGAGACUGGAUUGGUUGUUCGGAAGAUUAAGCAACCCACAAUCAGCCGAAGGAAUUCUUGAUGUACUGUAUUGUGUGCUUACUGAAUCUCCAGAAGCUUUGAAUAUGAUUAACGAAGGGCACAUUCGAUCUGUCAUUUCUUUGUUAGAAAAAGUAGGAAGAGAUCCAAAAGUGUUAGAUGUGCUGUCGUCAUUGUGCGAAGGAAACGGGAUGGCUGUCAGAAGUUCACAAAACCUGAUCACUCAGUACCUUCUGCCUGGGAAAGAUCUUCUCCUGCAAACAUCAAUGAGGGAUCACGUAUCCAGUAUGAUGCCAAAUGUCAUGUUGGGAGUCGUUGAGGGAUCUGCUCUAUUUAGAAAAUGGUACUUUGAAGCUGAAGUUGAGCAUAUCGAGACUAUGACAAAACAAACUCCAUACCUUCGCAUCGGAUGGGCAAAUAGUGUCGGAUUCAAGCCAUUUCCAGGAUCUGGAGAUAAAAUGGGUUGCAACGGAGUUGGAGAUGAUUUUUAUUCGUAUGGAUUUGACGGAAAAUCAAUGUACUUUGGUGGAAAAUCUAGACGAGUCGGCCACAAGUUACUGGAGAAAGGUGAUGUCAUCGGAUGUUCCAUUGACUUGACGAUUCCUGAAAUUAAGUUUAGUGUCAAUGGAACAUAUAUGAGUGGAUCAUUCAAAAAGUUCAACAUUGAUGGAUAUUUCUUCCCAGUAAUGUCUCUUUCUGCAAAGGUUUCCUGUCGGUUUAUUCUUGGAGGAAACCAAGGAAGAUUACGCUAUGGUCCACCGACUGGAUUUUCAGCAGUUGUUGAAGCAGUCAACGGAGAACUUCAAAUUACGGAUUGUCUAUCGUUUGGUGAUCUGGGAAAGAAUAUUUUCAGUGGUCCACAAACAAUUUUCAACAACUUGGAACCAUUUAUUCCAACACCAAUUGAUGUUUCCGCAACUCAACUGAACCAUCAUGCAACGGAAAUGCAUCAGAAAUACGCUGAGAACUUGCAUGAGCUUUGGGCAAUGAGGAAGAUUGAACUGGGAUGGUCGUAUGGAGAAACACGUUCAGAAACUUCCAGAAAACAUCCAUGUCUCACAAAGUUUGAGUACUUACCUGAAACUGAAAAGAAAUACAAUAUCUUACUGGCACUCACAACAAUGAAAACAAUCGAAGCCCUUGGCUACCAUCUCAUUACUGAGGAUCCUCCGUGCAGACUGAGAGCAGUUCGAUUAGGUCCAAACUUCCAACAGCAAAAUGGAUACAAACCUGGUCCAUUGGAUACACAUGAAAUUCAACUUCCAGCCGAACUUCAACCACUCACCGAGGCGCUUGCUAGAAAUACACAUAACAUUUGGGCUAAAGAAAAAAUCAAGAGAGGUUGGACGUUUGGGCUCAGUGAGCACGUGGAUGCAACACAAAAACGGUCACCACAUCUCGUUCCUUAUGAACAAGUUGAUGAAAGAAUCAAGCAAGCCAAUCGAGAAUCGGCAGCUGAAAAUAUCAGAGCUCUGCAACUUUUUGGAAUCUUUUUAGAACCACCAGCGCAUGAACACGAUGAAGUUGCCGAGAAGGAGCUGAGAGCGAGAAAAGAUAACACAAGAACAUACAGAGCAGAAGCCACAUAUGCAGUCUGUGGAGGAAAAUGGUAUUUUGAAUUUGAAAUUUUGACUGCUGGUUACAUGAAAAUUGGAUGGAUGGAUAUCGGAUCAACGCCAGAAAUUCAAUUGGGAGCCGACGAUAGAAGUUAUGCCUUCGAUGGUUAUCUCGGAAGAAAAUGGCAUCAGGGAGCGGAAACUUAUGGAAAAGAAUGGAAAAUCGGAGAUGUUGUUGGAUGUUUCCUUGAUCUCAAUGAUAGAACAAUCAGUUUCUCUCUCAAUGGAGAGCUCCUCCUUGACCCAUCCGGAUCUGAAAUGGCUUUUGAUAACGUAGUAUGUGGAGAUGGUUUGGUUCCUGCAAUGACGCUUGGAAGUGGACAAAGAGGUCGACUCAACUUUGGUCAGCAAUCCAACUCAUUAAAGUUCUUCACCACAUGUGGUCUGCAAGAAGGUUAUGAGCCUUUCUGUGUCAAUAUGUAUAGAACAAUGCCAAUGUGGUUUGCGAAGCAACUUCCAAGAUUCGAGGACAUAUCUACAUUGAAAUCUGGUUCCAUUCUAGAAGUCUCAAGAAUUCCAGCAACAGGAAACAGUCCGCCAUGUUUAAAAAUUCUUCAAAAAGUCACAAUUUCCGAAGGAGGUCCUUCAGAAAAAGCAAAAAUGGAGUAUAUCAAAUUGUCGCUUCCAGUUAAAUGCAAUGACACGUUUGUGAAAAAUAAAGACAAGGAAACAAUCCGGCGCCAGCUGCAGGAGUACAAACCAAGAUCCCAAUCAGUGGUCAGUCAAAUUCGAGCGCCAGGAAUUCCGAAAGAGUUUGAUGACAACAAGGAAAAGAAAGGAUUCCUACGAAGCAUGUUAGGUUCUAAAGAUUCUCAUGAAUCCGAUGAUGAUCGCCGCUCGAGGACCAACUCCAAACAACCAAGUGUUGAUGGGGAUGAGCCACCAGCAGUUAGAAGAAGUCUACUGGAACUGCCACAUGAUGAGCGACAAAUUGCUGAAGACAGUAUGAGAGACUUAAACGAUCGUCAUUCUGAGAAACCAAAGAAGGGAGGUCUUCUAAGCAGGCUCAGAGAUUCAAGUAAUACUCGCAAAAACUUCAGGGAUAGUGAUAGAAGGAAAGAAGAAAAAGCUGCACAAUUGCGACAAAUGAAGGCAAAUUCAAGAAGUUUUGAUGCAGGAAGUCUUGAUACGUCAACCCUUCCAACUGGUCAGAAGGAUGUAUUGGCCUCUAGCGAGAUGCCACUAUCCGGACCAGGUCGACAAUUGACGAUCAAGAGAAGUUCUAUUAAGAAAAACAAAAAAGGAAAGAAGGCCGAAAUCGCUCUUGAGAAGAUGGAACGAGAGAAGAAAGGCUCAAUUAUACCAAUGGAUGCUCAGCUAGAUGUGCUCCAAGAAGGAGACGCCCAUGCACUUGUUCACCACAAGGAUAAGGUUGAUGAAUACUACUACGGUAUCAGAAUCUUCCCAGGGCAAGAUCCAUCUCAAGUAUGGGUUGGAUGGGUCACCACACAAUACCACUAUUAUAAUGUCAACUUUGAUGGAAGUCAAGGAGUCAGAAAAUGUAGAUUCUCAGAAGCCGAUCAUCACGGAACUACUGUUGACAGUGUGCAAUCCCAAAACUGUUACAUGGUUAAUGUUUCUGAACUUUUGGCAACAACUCCUGAUGUAGCAAACACCAAAGUCUCUGGAACUCUUAUUGGUUGUAUAAUUGAUACUUCAAUUGGAGAGCUCAGUUUCCAAGUUGGAUCUACAGAUACUGGAAUUAAGUUCAAACUUGAGCCAGGCGCAAUGCUUUUCCCUGCUGCAUUUGUGACACCAACUGCAACAGAGAUUCUCCAAUUUGAGCUUGGUCGAAUCAAAUACACAUUUCCAUUAUCUGCAGCAAUGUUCAAGUCUUGCGAGAAAUCUCUCGUGCCAUUCUGCCCGCCACGACUUACAGUAGAGCAAAUCGAGUCAGUGUACUGGGCUCGUGUGCCCAAUGAGACGUUGAGGACAACUGCUCUGAAACUUUCAGAAGUUCGCGGUUGGUCUGUUCUUUGCAAUGACCCCGUUCGAAUUAUGUCAGUCUACAUUCCGGAAAAAGAUCAGUCCCUGGAUAUUCUCGAAAUGAUUGAAAUGCCCGACAUGCUCGAAUUCCACAGGCAAACUUUGAAUUUGUAUUGUAAACUUGCAAGUCAUGGAAAUCACAAAGUAGCGCACACCUUAUGUCAGCAUAUUGAUGAAGAUCAAAUUAUGUAUGCGAUCAAGUCACAUUAUCUAUCCGGACCAAUGAGGCAAGGAUUUCAUGAUUUGCUGAUUGGUUUGCACUUGAUGAGUCACACAGCUGCCAGAAACAGUAUGGCAAAAGAAUAUGUGAUUCCACUGGUACCACAGCUGCAAAUCAAAAAUGUUUUGGAUCCUGAUAGUGAAUCGAGAUAUCCCCAAAUCACAGGAGAAUCUGUAUCCAUGCUGUCACAAAUGGCAUCCGAACCAGUAAAGAAGCAUGUGAGCAGAGAAGAUGAAAUGAAGUUAUUACCACCAUCGGUUGACUUCGAAGCUCUCAAAAAACAUGUAAUGGAAUCUCUUCAAUCAGCUACACACCAUGCUGUCAUGAACUGUAGAGAUUUGAUCGGAGGAGAUAACACAAAUCAUUUUGAGCCCCUUUUCAAGCUUUUUGAUCAACUUUUGGUUAUUGGACUUAUCAACGACGAGGAGCUUGAAUGUCUUCUUCGUCUCAUCCAUCCACAAGCUUUUGAUGAGAACUAUGAGACUGGGACUACACAGAAAGGGCUAACACAGCUUGAACUAGCUGAACCAGUGAAAAUUCAAUUAGUCAGCAUUCUCGAUCAUCUUUGCGAUAUUCAACUCCGUUACCGGAUUGAGUCCCUUGUCGCGUUCACUGAAGGUUUUGUUGGAGAACUGCAAUCCGAUCAAUGCAAACGUUACAUGGAGAUCAAGCAAACUGACAUGCCACCCGCAGAAGCUGCGAAGAAAACCAAAGAGUUCAGAUGUCCACCAAAAGAACAAAUGUUCCGAUUGUUGAUGUGUAAAGUGAAAGAAGAAAGAGAUCCUGAACUGAUGGAGGAAGAUGCAGAUGUUGAUCAAUGCCCUAUGGCUGAAGGUUUGCAACAACAGCUGAGAGAUUUCUGCGAAUUAUUAGUUGGAAAAAUUGGAAAUGUGAAAGAAGGCGAUUCUGAUGAUCAGUUGGCGUUGAUAGAGUCUGAAGAAGGAUCGUGGGUUGAUUCAUUUGCCCGGAUUGUAGUCAAGGUGCCACCGCCAGUUUUAGAAGAAGGAAUGGAAAUGCAGAAGAAGGGAACACAAAACUUCAGAGAAAUCAUAGUCACAAUGCUUCGAGAAUGGGCACAAGCAGACUUUAUCGAAAGCAAAAGUCUCAUUCGCAAUAUGUUCAGACUUCUCCUUCGCCAAUAUUCUGGCAUCAGAGAAAUUCGUGAUGCGAUGUCUCAAACUUAUGUGUUCCAUGAAAGAAAUGAAAAAGAUGUGACAGACUUCCUGGUGUACCUCAUACAAAUCCGCGAGCUUCUUACCGUACAAUUUGAGCAUACUGAAGAGGCAAUUCUGAAGAGAGGAUUGUGGAAGUUGAUGAACAACAGGAUAUUCUUCCAACAUCCAGAUCUGAUGAGACUUCUUUCAGUCCACGAAAAUGUAAUGUCUAUUAUGAUGAACAUUCUCACAGCUCAGCAGGGAACCGUCGAACAUGAAGGAGAUGAAUUGAAAGAGAAAGCACCAAUCAAGGAUGCAUCUGAAAUGGUCGUUGCAUGUUCCAGAUUCCUUUGCUAUUUCUGCAGAACAUCCCGUCAAAAUCAAAAAGCAAUGUUCGAACAUCUAUCAUUCCUUCUUGACAAUGCAACUAUGCUUCUUGCAAGACCAUCUUUGAGAGGAUCAGUUCCACUUGAUGUUGCCUACUCAUCGUUUAUGGAUAACAAUGAACUCGCUCUUGCUCUCAAAGAAGAAGAACUUGAUAAAGUAGCCGUCUACUUGUCGAGAUGUGGAUUGCAGCCGAACUCGGAAUUGAUCACUAAGGGAUAUCCAGAUAUUGGAUGGGAUCCAGUUGAAGGCGAAAGAUACAUCGAUUUCCUGAGAUUCUGUGUCUGGAUCAAUGGGGAAAACGUGGAAGAAAAUGCAAAUCUUGUCAUUCGUCUGCUGAUUCGCAGACCCGAAUGCCUUGGUGUUGCUCUGAAAGGAGAAGGACAAGGAUUGUUCUCUGCUUUCAAAGAGGCUAUCGCAUUAUCCGAAGACAUCAGACUACUCGAAAAUGAUUCUCAUCCGUCGUUGUUGUCAUCUGGACUACUUGGAGAGAACCCAACGUAUCCAUCAAAAGAUGCGGAAGGAGAAGAUUACAUCGAUUUAGGAGCUGCAACUCUAGAUUUCUACUCAAGUCUGGUAGACUUGCUCGCUAAGUGUGCUCCUGAUCCAAUGGCUAUACAGGCCGGAAAAGGAGAUUCUCUUCGCGCUCGUGCUAUUCUCAGAUCUCUUAUUUCACUCGACGAUCUUGGUCAGAUCUUGGCUCUAAGAUUUACAAUCCCCAAUCUCGCAGCUCCGUCAAUCGAAGCUGUCCGUCGUGCUAACGCCGUUCAGGCAUCUCAUACCCAGAAAGCCGUGAUGGCUCACACGUUUGCUAUGGUUGCAUCUCUGGCGUCUGAAGUUUCCAACACCCGACGAUCCCAAACAUUUACCUCCGGCACCAACCUUGCUAAGAGAGGAUUACCUUGUGUUGAGGAGGUUGAUACCGAUGAUUCCAAAUCUUCUGAUUAUGCUUCGGUACAUACUUCUUUUUCAAGUGGAAAUGAAUUAUUUGCACCAAAGGCAGAAAAAGAAAAAGUUGAUGUGUUGAAAUUGAAUGAAAAUAAAUAUCCGAUCAUUCAACGAAGAAGAUCCAGCCGAUUCAACCCGAUUGACAAUACCGGACCGCUACCAGGCCUACUUCCAAACCAUAAGGGAUCAGUUUUGCUGUUCUUAGAUCGAGUAUACGGAAUUGAUCAACAAGAUAUGCUCUUCCAUGUUCUUGAGCAAUCGUUCCUGCCCGAUCUCCGCGCUGCGACAAUGAUGGAUUCGCCACGAGCUCUUGAAUCUGAUACAGCUCUUGCGCUCAAUCGUUACCUUUGCAAUUCUGUCCUGCCACUUCUGACCAAUCACUCACACUUCUUUGCCGACGCAGAACAUCACUCUGCUCUUCUUGAUGCGACUCUGCAUACAGUUUACAGAAUGAACAGACUGAAAUCUUUGACUAAAAAUCAAAGAGAUGCGGUUUCGGAUUUCCUGGUUGCAAUCACAAGAGAACUGCCACCAGCGAUGAUGAUCAAAUUGUUAAAGAAAGUGAUUACGGAUAUUUUGACAAUGAAUGACAUGAAUGUUCUGGUACCACUUCGUUUAAUCACCUUGCAUUAUGAAAGAUGUGGAAAGUAUUACGGGUCUGGAAAUCACUAUGGAGUUGCCAGUGAGCAAGAGAAAAGACUCUCAAUGCUUCUUUUCGAUGCUAUUUUUGACACUCUUGGUAGUCGCCCUUACGAUCCAGAACUAUUCGGGAAAGCUCUUCCGUGCAUGACUGCAAUUGGAAGUGCCAUUUCACCAGAUUACACACUUACCAGCGGACUUGAAGAUGUCAGAAAUAAGAGAAGAGAGGAAGAAGGUGCUUGGAUUCCACGAACUGUUGAUGUCUCUCGUUGUGAAAUUAAUCGUGAUCUCGAGAAAAUGACGGAGCUGUUUGCUGAGCACUUCCACGAUUCAUGGGCGAGCAGAAAAUUGGAAAAGGGAUGGGUUCAUGGUGAUUUGUAUUCCAGAGCCAAUUUCACUCAUCCACGUCUGAAACCAUUUGCAUUGUUGAAAGAUUUCGAAAAAUCAUUCUACAAGGAGAGAUGCUCAGAGUGCUUGAAAGCCUUGAUGGCAUGGAAUUACUCUUUCGAAAUGAUGGAUAGAGAUGCGAAUGAUAGAGCAUCAGCUGCAAGGACUCUUUCAGGAACAUCAAUUUCCAACUUUGCUCCAAAACCAAUUGACUUGAGCUCAAUGACCUUAGAAAAAGAUAUGGUGAAUGCUGCUGAAAAGAUGGCAGAGCACUCGCAUUUGAUUUGGGCAAAGAAGGUGAUGAACGAUCUGAACACAAAAGGAGGAUUCAUGCCAAUUCCUCUUGUACCGUGGGAUUUGCUCACUGAUUUUGAGAGAAGAAAGGAUAGAUUCAGAGCUUCAGAAAUUCUCAAAUUCUUGCAAUAUCACGGAUAUCAUGUCAACUGCCCGAAAGACGAGCAAUCUCAAAAUGAUCGUUUGAAGAGUGAGGGCGAGAGAACUUCCGUUGAAAAGAGAUUUGCAUACAAUCUUCUGGAGAAACUGAUUACAUAUUUGGAGCAAGCUAGUUUAAAAAUGAAAUCAGUGAAGCCAUCUCAAGAAUUGACUCGCAGGAAUUCAUUCAAAAAAGAGGGACAGGAUGUCAAAUUCUUUGAAAAAGUUGUUCUUCCAUUGAUGCAUGCAUAUUUCAACGCCCACAAAAAUUAUUUCUUGGAGGGAUCAUCCAUUGUUCAGACUGGAACUGCUAGUAAUAAAGAAAAGGAAAUGGUUGCCAAUUUGUUCUGUCGUCUUGCCGCCUUGCUCCGUAUCAAAAAUCGAGCAUUCGGAAGUGUCGCCAAGAUUACUGUAAAGUGUCUUCAAGGGCUAACUCAAGCUCUUGACCUAAGAACACUGGUAAAAGUGAACUCGGAUAUUGUCCGUACAUCUCUUCUUACUUUCUUCAAUAACUGUGCUGACGAUCUUUAUGCUUCUGUUAACGAACUCAAGGAUGGAGGGCAAUAUUCAUUGAUCAGAGGACAGGCACUCAAAUCAUGGAAUUCCUUCGAAUUUGCCAAUCAAAUGAUCGUUCCGGUGCUCACAACAAUGUUUGCUCAUCUGGCAAGAAAUCAUUUUGGAACUGAUUUACUUUUGGACGACAUCCAAGCUGCAUGCUACAAAAUUCUUGAUUCUCUGUACAUGGUCACUGGACUGAGCAGCUCAAUUUCGCACAGAAAAAGUAUCAGCGGCGAGAGUGAAAAGCAUCGUCCUGGACUUGGUCAAUGUCUUGCUGCCUUUGCAUCUUGUUUCCCAGUGGCAUUCCUUGAGCCCGAGUUCAACAAAAGCAACAAGUUCUCGGUUCUCGCAAAGUCUCAAGAUCAAUCAGUUCAAGUGCAAGAGAUGCUUCAAAACUUGUCAACUCACAUUCCGCAUUUGGAAAAACUACUGACGGACCUUGAAACUGUUGCAAACAACAAUACAAUGUACUCAGAUGUACCUAAUGUUUAUGACGUGGAUCUUCCGCUAAUGUGCUCGUAUAUGGCCCAUUGGUUUAGUGUUGGACCAGAUGGAAAGAGAGAUAAGGAAGAUCAAAGAGCAAGUGUUGUACAAACUACUAGCGUUAGUUGUGACCACAUUAACAGAAUAUUCAAUGCUCUUCUGAAAAUGAUUCGUAAUCAUGUGGGAAUUGAAAAUGCUCCAUGGCUUUGUAGAGUUAAUUUCUUUGCUGUUCAAAUCAUCCAAAACGUCACAUCUGAUCCCGUUCGUGAAUUUGUACUUCCAAUUGCCGAGAGGCUUCGAAGAAUGAGUGAAAAAGCAUACAAAGAGGAAGAGCACAUGCGGACUCAUCCAGAUGAUGCUGAUGAGGGAACCGUUGCAGAGGACAACGCUCGCCUCGUCCGUGACACUUACGCAUUCUUCCCAAUUCUCAUGAAAUACACGGAUUUGCAUCGUGCUCAAUGGCUCAAAACACCAACGUGGGAGACGGACGGAGUAUAUGAAAAUGUAGCUGUCAUCUUCCGUAUUUGGAGUCAAAGUCAACAUUUCAAACGUGAAGAGCUGAACUAUGUGGCUCAAUUUGAAGAGGAUGCUGCAGCCACGGGCGGUGGAGACAUGAAAACUGGAAAGGCGGCGAUUGCAGAGAGAAAGAAGAAGAGACGGGAAGGACAGGAUAAGAUGAAAGAGUAUUUCGACAGAAAUGGAAGACCGAUUAUCAAAAAAGAUAAACAUGCUGCAAGUAUUGUCAUUGCCUGUUUGAAGAGAUUACUACCAGUUGGGCUAAACGUCUUUGGAGGAAGAGAGCUCGAUAUUGUGCAACAAUCAAAGGAGAAGUUCAUCCAGAAGGAAACUGAAGAGAAGAUUCGAGAGUUCAUCAAGGGUCUUUUAGAAAUUCCAGUCAAAACAGAUCCAACUGACAAAAAUGCGUGGCAACUUUCCCUCUACCGUAAAAUAGGAAAGAGUCAAAUGCGCGGCAAAGACGAAAUGUCACAAGAUGCUGUGAUUGAGAAAAUCUUCAAUAUGGGACAAGUCAGCGCCAUUCUCCACACGAUGACUUCUCGAAUGGAGAAGGAAGACAUUUGGAAGAAGGUGCUUACCCUCCAAAGAAAACGAAUGGCUAUCUCCCUUAUCACCGCUUCUCAUCUGUACAAAACGGAACUGCAUCGUGGUAUCAACUUUUUCCUUCCCGCAUUUUCAAGGCUUUGGAUGGAAGAAGAAGAUGCUGGACAAGAUCAGUUGAUUGCUGAUAUUUGUUCUGGAGUUGAAGAGGAAGAAGGUCCAAGAAUUGAAAUUAUUAUGGAAGAGGGAGUCCCAAUUGUUGCAAGCUCCGAAGAUACAAAAGAAAAGGAAACCAAUCCAGAUCCUCUUAAACAGCUUAUUAGGUGCUUCCAAAGAGCAGCAACCAGUGAAGAAACUGCGGCUUCAGCUAUUCACGAAGACAGUCUAUACAUCAGAUUUGCUGAUGUUAUGGCAAAAUCAAUCCAUAUCGAAGAGGAAGACGGAGAAGACGGAGAAGAAGGGGAAAUUGAUCAAGCUGCCAAAGAAGAACAAUCACAAGCUCUUCGCGGUGAGCAGGCAGUUUUGGCGAGCAGAGGAGCAGCUAUCAUGUGCCUCAUGUACCUGUCGGCGUCUGGAGGUGAACCAAAUGAAAUGGUCGCUCAGACUCUUCAGCUUGGAAUUCAUUUACUCAGCGGUGGAAACGUUGAAAUUCAAAAGAUGCUCAUCGAAUAUCUCCAGCUCAAAAAAGAUGUUCGAUUCUUCACUUCCAUGGCUGGUUUGAUGAACAAGUGUUCCGUUCUCAAUCUAGAAAUGUUUGAACGUCAAAUCAAGGCUGAAGGUCUUGGAAUGGGAGCUGAACUUGCAUCGGGCGACAAUCAAAACUUGAACGAUGCAGACUUCACAUGCUCACUGUUCCGGUUCUUGCAACUCACUUGUGAAGGGCACAACCUGGAAUUCCAAAACUACCUCCGAACACAACCUGGGCAUACAACAAGCGUCAACUUGAUCAACUGCACUGUCGAUUAUCUUCUUCGUCUUCAGGAGUCGGUUAUGGACUUCUACUGGCAUUAUUCUAGCAAAGAAGUAAUUGAUGAAGGUGGAAAAGAAUACUUCCUUCGUGCAAUUCAAGUGUGUAGUCAGGUGUUCAAUACACUCACUGAGUCGAUUCAGGGUCCAUGCGUUGGUAACCAGAUGACUUUGGCCAACUCUCGCCUUUGGGAUGCCAUCAACGGUUUCUUCUUUCUUUUUGCUCACAUGAUGGAGAAACUUUACAAGAAUUCUACCCAACUUGAACUUCUCCGAGAGUUCCUUAACUUACAAAAAGACAUGAUUGUUCUCAUGCUUUCCAUGCUUGAAGGGAAUGUUUUGAACGGUUCAAUUGGUAAGCAGAUGGUGGACGCUCUCGUGGAAUCCCAACCAUCCGUGGAGAAGAUUUUGAAAUUCUCGGAUAUGUUCUUGAAGUUGAAGGAUUUGACCACAUCUCAAGCCUUCCAAGACUUUGAUACAAAUCAAGACGGAUGGAUUAGUCCUAAAGAAUUCCAACGUGCAAUGGAAAGUCAGAAGAUGUACACUGUAGAAGAUAUUACAUAUCUGAUGAUGUGUACUGAUGUUAACAACGAUGGAAAAGUUGACUACAUGGAAUUCACUGAACGAUUCCACAAUCCUGCGAGAGACAUUGGUUUUAACUUGGCAGUGCUGCUUGUCAACCUGAAGGAGCACAUCACAAAUGAUCCAAGACUCGAAAAGAUCAUAGAGAAGGCUCAAACACUUCUGGAAUACUUUGACCCAUUCCUUGGAAGAAUCGAGAUUAUGGGAUCAUCAAAGAGAGUUGAGAAAAUUUACUUUGAAAUUCAAGAAUCGUGGCUGGAACAAUGGGGAAAACAACAGAUUAGGGAUUCGAAGAACUCGUUCCUUUUCAAUGUUUUGCAAGACGAUGGCGGUGACCAAGGAAAACUUGAAGCUUUCAUCAAUUUCUGUGAAGACACUAUUUUUGAAAUGCAGCAUGCCGCGGCGAUUUCUUCUGGGGAUAGUGACACCAAGAUGGAAAGAGCUAUCAAACAGAGAGACUAUUUCUUGCAACAAACUUCUGCAGACCACAUUUCUGAAACAUUCAAGAGCGGUUACAACUAUGGUAUCUCGGCAGCGUCAGCACUCAGUCCUCAAAACAUUUCAACAACGAUGAGGAAUGUUUCAUCUUCGGUUCGACAGAUGUCAUGGACACAAUUGCUUUAUGCAGUCAUAAUUCUUUUCAUCAGAGCAGGAUUGGCGAUUGGUUGGGCAGGAUAUCUCCUUCUCAUGACAAUAUUCAGAUUCGGCUAUUUCCUGACGACGUCAUCUGAAGAGGAAGAAGCCGCGAGACAAGAAAAGGAACAAGCAAAGAUGAAUAAUGAACAUCCAUCAUUCAAUCCUCCAAUUAUACAAGAAUUCCAUCAUUCUCAUGUUGGAGUGACUGCCUUCGGAGUCGGUAUGAAUGCAGAUCAUCUGAAUGUUAACUCAUUGCCAGACUUCGUGCCACCUGAAAGACCAGAAACUCCUGAAACAGUAUUAGAAGAAGAAAAACCUCUUAAUCAAGAAACUUCCCCACCAACAUCCCCAACUUCUCCAGCAAGCAAGGCACCAAGCAUUUAUGAAUCUAUCGGUGCACCUCAAAUGGUUCAGCUCCAGUCGGAAGCUGACUUCCAGCAAGGUCAAUACGAGCCGAAGAUUGCGGAGUCCAACUCCACAAAGAGCCGCGGAUCUAUACUUAAUAUGCUUGCAAGAAACUUCAAAACAAUCGAAAAGAUCACUUUGUACUUGGCUUUCUUCAUCAAUGUUAUUCUUUUGUUCCACAGAGUAGAUAUCUCACAUGCUGAAAAUGCUGAAGCUGCAUCGGAAGGAGACGACGAUGAAGAUGCUCUUGAAUCGAUCUUCAUAACAGGAAUGCAAUUCCCAUACGUGGAAUAUGAGAUCACUGGAUGGAUGUUAGCACAAAUUCUUUAUUGGAUUAGUGUUCUUCAUUUGUCUACUUCAUUUGCUCUUUUGGUCUCAUUCUAUCAACUCAAGAUUCCACUUAUCACUUUCAAGCGUGAGAAGGAAAUUGCCAGAAAAUUGAUGUUCGAUGGUUGCUGGAUAACUGAAGAAGACUCGGAAGAACUAGGAAUUGUGGAUACUUUCAUGUGGUAUCUUGAUAGAAUUGUUGUCUCUGCAAAGUCAUUCCCGAUGAUGUACUGGGACAAGUUUGUCCGCAGAAAGACUCGUUCAAAGUUCAAGGAUCAAGUAGACGAGGAGACAUUGACUUCGAUCUUGGGAGAAGAGAAAAUGUCGACAGAUUCCAGCUACGACUACAGAUACUCCUGCUGGUUGUGGAUUGGUGUGAUCCUUACCAAUGGGCAAUUCCUGUACCGUGUUGGAUACCUUCUCUGCUCAGCGUGCGGAGUGUUCCUAUCACCAUUCUUCUACGCUUUCCACUUGAUUGACGUCGUGCUCUCAUUCCCUAUGUUAAAGGCUAUUCUUCAAUCAGUUACACACAACUUGCAACAACUCAUUCUCACCAUCAUGAUGACACUUGUAGUCGUGUAUCUCUACACUGUCAUCGCGUUCAAUUUCUUCCGUAAAUUCUAUGUUCAAGAGGGUGAAGAGGGCGAAGAGCCAGAUCGAAAGUGUCACAAUAUGCUCACCUGUUUCAUUUACCAUUUUUAUGCCGGAGUGCGUGCCGGUGGAGGUAUUGGAGAUGAGCUCGAGAGUCCAUAUGGCGACGAUUUGGAAUAUCCAAGAAUGUUCUACGACAUCUCAUUCUUCUUCUUCGUCAUUAUUAUUCUUCUUGCUAUCAUGCAGGGUUUGAUCAUCGACGCUUUCGGAGAGCUUCGUGAUCAACAAGAAUCUGCAACUGAGAAGCUCGAGUCAUCAUGUUUCAUUUGCGACAUCGGCAAAGAAACGUUUGAUCGGAUGCCUCGAGGCUUCGAAAUUCACACCACCAAAGAGCACAACUUUGCCAAUUACCUGUUCUUCUUACAACAUCUGGUCAACAAAGACGAAACAGAGUACACUGGUCAAGAAACGUACGUACGUGAGAAGUACGAUAAUCGAGACUGGGACUUCUUCCCUGUCGGAGAGUGUUUCGUCAAACAGUACGAGGAUCAAUUGCUCCAAUCAUAAAAAAUCUUUCAUCAGCAGAAUUCUUAAUAGAACAAAUGUUUCGGGUCAACUCAAUGUUUAGGUGUUAUUCGUUCCAAUUCUCAUCACUAGUAUUUUUCGAUUCUGAUAUUCUUUUUCAAUUUUUUAUGGAAUAUGUCGUUCUUCGUUAUUAUUCAGAAUUGAGCGACGUUUUUAGUCUGUUUAAUUGUUAUAUUUUUUCAACGUUUCAAACAACCAAAUCAUAACUUCAAACGUGCCUUAGCGAACCACUUUGGGUGAUAAACAACUAUUUUUGUAUUUUCUAGUUUCAUUUUAUAUGUUUUAAUAAUAAUAAAAAUUAUGAACAAAUAACAAAU